UUUGCAGCGUAACGUAAUGUUUUCAUGAAACGCUGUAAGGUGGAUCUCGAUUGAUUUCUUCCAGCUGUUUUUGUUUACCGGUAAAAAGACACAAUGUCUGAAAGAAAAGUGUUGAAUAAAUACUAUCCGCCGGAUUUUGAUCCGUCCAAAAUCCCCAAGCUUAAACUCCCCAAAGAUCGCCAGUAUGUAGUUAGAUUGAUGGCUCCAUUCAACAUGAGGUGUAAAACAUGUGGUGAGUAUAUCUACAAGGGGAAAAAGUUUAAUGCACGUAAAGAGACGGUGCAGAACGAGCUCUACAUGGGACUCCCAAUUUUCCGUUUCUACAUCAAAUGCACCCGGUGUCUUGCUGAGAUUACAUUUAAGACUGACCCUGAGAACACAGACUACGCCAUGGAACAUGGUGCAACAAGAAACUUCCAGGCAGAGAAACUUAUUGAGGAGGAAGAGAAGCGAAUCCAGCAGGAGAGGGAAGAUGAAGAACUGAACAACCCCAUGAAGGUGUUGGAGAAUCGCACCAAGGAUUCUAAAAUGGAGAUGGAGGUUCUGGAGAACCUUCAGGAGCUGAAGGAGCUGAACCAAAGGCAGGCUCGAGUGGACUUUGAGGGAAUGAUCGAACAAUACAGAGAGAUAGAACAGAGAGAGAGGGAGAGGAUAAAAGAAGAGGAUGAACGGGAGACAAAAGACAUGCUGGAGCGUGCUCUUGUAAAAAGACUUAGAGACUCUGACUCAGAGUCAGAAAAGGAAGAAGAGAGCAGCAGCAGCCAGUCGAAGAAGUCCAGUGCAGACAAACCAACUGAUAUCUUAACCACUGAUAAGCCAGCGGAGACACAGGCAGCCUCAGCUGGAGGAGUGAAGAGGGCCAAGGUGGAGAGUUGGGAGAGGAGUGUCGGGACACUGGGGAGAGGAGGGACACUAGGCUCUCUGGUGGUGCGAAAAAAAUCUACAGCAACAGUCAGCAAGCACAGUCCAGAGGAGGCCAAUGCUGCUCCCACCUCACAAACAGAUUCAAAGACAUCACCAAAUGCCACCAUGAAUGCUUCUAAAGUCGGUGCAACACAAAAUGGUUCAUCAUCUCUCAGCCUGCUGGGGGCGUAUUCAGACAGCGACAGCAAUGAAAGUGAAUGACAGCACUGCUAUCAGCAGGAUUUGUAUUGUCAGCUGCCCCGAACAAGGGAAUUAAAGUCAUGUUGAGCAGAUCCACUGAAAAAUGGACCUGCUGUGAAUUAGAAUUUAAAGGAGAAAUAACUAUAAAGUUUGAUUUACAUGUUUAAUGUUUCUGGUGCAGACGUAGCUUGAAGUAACUGCUACAUAUUUUAGUGUUUAUUAAAAGAUGUUUAACUCUUUUUUUCUUGUCAUAUAUUAUUCAACAUUCAAUAUGGCUUUUUUUUUCUUUCCUCAGUAUCCUCACUGUAAAUCCUGCAAUGCCCCUAAUCAGUUUGUAGUACAUUUAAAUAAAGUAUUUUUCAUUUUCAGUCAUAUAAGUCCUCAAAAGGGUGGAAUGUGUUUAUGUAGCAGCAUGAAAAGUGUGAUACUGCAGCAAUAAAAUUCAGAAUCAGUUUGAUGCUAAAUUUUUGAGAAGUUUGUGUAAUAAUGGUUGAAUGAUUGGUUCAGGCUUAUUAAAUGUGGCAAUCAUAUUUAUUGUGUAACAUAAGUUAAUUUACUCAAAAGCUAAUCAAGGACAAUUUUGAAGUAUCUGCAUCAUGAAACAUAUCUUAAAGCUUUUUUUGUUGUCUUUUAUUCCACUACUUUUUUUUUAUCCCACUAUAAGUAAACCAUAGUCAUAGGUAAAAUAUAACUUGUGAUUAGAAAUUAUAAAAAAAAACUGUAUGGUUGAUCCUACCUGUCAUACUUUGGAUGCCUCAUUUCAC
Melanotaenia boesemani (Boeseman's rainbowfish) is the source of this 1868-nucleotide messenger RNA. It is a transcript of the gene yju2, whose product is annotated as YJU2 splicing factor homolog. Gene Ontology annotation, cellular component: U2-type catalytic step 1 spliceosome. Lineage: Eukaryota; Metazoa; Chordata; Actinopteri; Atheriniformes; Melanotaeniidae. The record is from RefSeq and is a predicted model, not a curated record. Gene Ontology annotation, biological process: mRNA splicing, via spliceosome. The coding region runs from base 94 to 1125 and encodes 343 amino acids. The transcript has 8 exons.